AUGUCUAACCCUGUUAUUCACCACCACUCUGAAGGUCCCCAGACCAACUUCAACCGAGGCCCGCUCUGGCUCCACCAGUCCCCAUACUGGCCGCCUGGCAGUGGAUGGCCCACUCCACCCAGAGGCACUCGAUCUCUCAUGGAUACAGCCAUCAGAAUUGCAACCAAGGACCAGUCUCUGCUGACACCCGACUUGUUCAAAAAUAUCCCAUGGCAUAUUGCAGAGGAGAUAUGGAACCAUCUGGCGCAAUUCAACAAACAAACACUCUUCAUGUGGAGAGUGAUGGCAAUAAACUAUGAAGAAUUCCGCAAAGAAACCCCGUCAUAUAUUUUCACUGCUGACAACAUUGCUUUGCCGAUCGCCCAGUACUAUGACCUGCUGGAUACCAAGCAGUGCCAAUGGCGAGCUAUGCUGUCAGUGUCGUCUGAUCUAACAGGCAAUCCUGAGUUGGUUGCAUUGGCCCGAAUGACAAACUUGGUUGCCCUAGAAAUCAAUCAGCACAUGAGUCCCCGACCCAUUGGUCGGCCAUCUCGGCCAUCUCAGAUGCAAAGGGCUGAGAAUGCUCCCCGGGAUGGUAUCAGUGACAGUGUUGUUCUCAGCUGGCUGGAGAUAGUUGAAUCACAAAACACACUGCAGCACCUUCGUGUCUUGCGAUUGAAUAGUCAGAAACUGGUCAACUGGAGGACAUUCCAUCAUCUCAGCCGACUCCCAGAACUCCAGAUCAUCAUCCUCUACGACUGUGAUCUAAUCACAAGGUCGUUGCAGCAAGAUAAGGGGGGACCUGUAUACCAUGGUGAUUGGUAUUGCAUGACACUCACCAAGGCUAUGUCAUUGAACCGGGACGCAUGCAAGGUGUGGUCACCAUUGUUGGAGAUCUAUAAGAGCUCGUUUGACGCAAACUUCUUUCACAACACGGGGCACCGAGUAGCUACUCCAUCAACGCUAGACAGAGAUCUCCCAAUGAUGGAGUUUCAGCUACCCACUGUCCAUCCUGCUGGGGAGGAUAGACAGGCCCGAAGGGCCCAGGCAAACAGAUGGAACUGCCCGUCGGAGAUGUGGGACAAGAUCGUCAUCCUACAGAAGAUCUCCCUCAAACCUCAGGCAGGUCUCAAGAGAAGGGGCCUGGAUGUGCCUCAGUCCAGAGCCGUCAAGCCACGCGUCAUGAAGGACCGUGGUGGCCCGGACUUGAGCACCAUGUUAGGAGAGUUUGCUUGA
This is a messenger RNA of Penicillium malachiteum, 1215 nucleotides long. RefSeq lists its product as uncharacterized. The coding region runs from base 1 to 1215 and encodes 404 amino acids. The transcript has 2 exons. NCBI's taxonomy places the organism in Eukaryota, Fungi, Ascomycota, Eurotiomycetes, Eurotiales, Aspergillaceae. The record is from RefSeq and is a predicted model, not a curated record.